Molecule: messenger RNA, 1790 nt
Organism: Ochotona princeps (American pika)
Lineage: Eukaryota; Metazoa; Chordata; Mammalia; Lagomorpha; Ochotonidae
Product: core histone macro-H2A.1
Exons: 9
Coding region: 71-1186 (371 amino acids)
Biological process (GO): nucleosome assembly
Cellular component (GO): nucleosome
Molecular function (GO): DNA binding; structural constituent of chromatin; protein heterodimerization activity
Source: RefSeq, a predicted model, not a curated record
GCCGCCGCCGCCGCCGCCGCCGCCGCCGAGCCGCCCCAGUGCUUGCUGAUCUGCCUCCAGGGCCACUGCCAUGUCGAGUCGCGGUGGCAAGAAGAAAUCUACCAAGACCUCACGGUCUGCCAAGGCAGGUGUCAUCUUCCCUGUGGGGCGGAUGCUGCGGUACAUCAAGAAAGGCCACCCCAAAUACAGGAUUGGUGUGGGGGCACCCGUGUACAUGGCGGCUGUGCUGGAGUACCUUACAGCGGAAAUUCUAGAACUGGCUGGCAAUGCGGCAAGAGACAACAAGAAGGGGCGGGUCACACCACGGCAUAUCCUGCUAGCGGUGGCCAAUGAUGAAGAACUGAAUCAGCUGCUCAAAGGAGUCACCAUCGCCAGUGGGGGGGUACUGCCAAACAUCCACCCUGAGUUGCUUGCGAAGAAGCGGGGAUCCAAAGGGAAGCUGGAAGCCAUUAUCACACCGCCCCCAGCCAAAAAGGCCAAGUCUCCAUCACAGAAGAAGCCCGUGUCCAAGAAGACAGGAGGCAAGAAAGGUGCUCGGAAAUCCAAGAAGCAGGGAGAAGUGAGCAAGGCAGCCAGCGCCGACAGCACGACUGAGGGCACGCCUGCUGAUGGCUUCACGGUCCUCUCCACCAAGAGCCUCUUCCUGGGCCAGAAGCUGAACCUUAUUCACAGUGAAAUCAGUAAUUUAGCCGGCUUUGAGGUGGAGGCCAUAAUCAAUCCUACCAAUGCUGACAUUGACCUUAAAGAUGACCUAGGAAACACGCUGGAGAAGAAAGGUGGCAAGGAGUUUGUGGAAGCUGUUCUGGAGCUCCGGAAAAAGAAUGGGCCCUUAGAAGUAGCUGGAGCUGCCGUCAGUGCUGGCCAUGGCCUACCGGCCAAAUUUGUGAUCCACUGUAAUAGCCCAGUCUGGGGUGCGGACAAAUGUGAGGAACUCCUGGAAAAGACCGUGAAGAACUGCUUGGCCCUGGCCGACGACAAGAAGUUGAAGUCCAUUGCAUUUCCAUCCAUCGGCAGUGGCAGGAACGGCUUUCCGAAGCAGACAGCAGCGCAGCUGAUCCUGAAGGCCAUCUCCAGCUACUUCGUGUCCACAAUGUCCUCCUCCAUCAAGACGGUGUACUUCGUGCUUUUCGACAGCGAGAGCAUAGGCAUCUACGUGCAGGAAAUGGCCAAGCUGGACGCCAACUAGGCCGGGGGUGCCAUGGCCCCUGCCUCCUAUUGGAGAGAGAAAAAGGAAAAAAAACCCCUUGGCUCCUAGUGGGAGGCGGGAACCCUUUCAUUUUCAGUUUUGUUCAUCUAGAGAAAGGAAGAUUUUGGUUUCCAGUUUCAUUGUUUUUGACCUUCUGAGAUGUUUUUACGUUAGCACUGAUAGUCAGCAUUACUGUUGUUAAGCGCUGUGUUCCAGACCGUGUCUGACUUAGCGUCACCUAGGCGACCUUCUAGUCCCAUUCGGAUGAGCUCGGGUUGAUAGAGUGCAGGGGAGCGCCACCUCGUAGCCGCGGCGGAAGCCAGGAACCCCCGUCCGUUCCGUGUCUUGUGGUGCUUUAUUGUACACCCAGUGGCAUUCUUUUUACUCUGAUGUCCUUGUUUUUUGGUUUUUUGUUUUUGUUUUUUUCCCUGCGAAGGAAAAAAAAAAUCAUAAAUCUGCAGCAGGCCUAAUUUUUGUUUACUUUUUAAUGUCUCGACAGAUUUGAAAAUGAAAGAUUUAAAAGGCAGAACAGAAUCUGUUGUCCUUAAUUAUAUUUGCAAUUUGAAAUUUUGUGUGGAUUGAUUUAGUAAAAUGUUAAACAGUU